This is a messenger RNA of Talaromyces stipitatus ATCC 10500, 324 nucleotides long. RefSeq lists its product as uncharacterized. The record is from RefSeq and is a predicted model, not a curated record. The transcript has a single exon. The annotation marks the transcript as partial. NCBI's taxonomy places the organism in Eukaryota, Fungi, Ascomycota, Eurotiomycetes, Eurotiales, Trichocomaceae.
AAGUCUUGGAUCUCCUGUUCCUUCAGAUUUUUUCGUCUAUAGGAAAGUCCGCUCUGAUAGUUAACAUCUAUAAUGCCUCAGCAGGCUGCAGCAGAGCAGGUGAAGCCGCGAAAGCUCUCACAACCCUGCCAGAGGUGUAUUUCCCUCAAACAACGAUACUUGUAGGCAAUCUUAACCUACUACACAACAGAUGGCAACCCUCGCUACAACGCAGCCCUACAACUUUUGCAGAGCCGUUUAUCAACUGGCUGGAUCUCCAGGGUCUAGUACUCAUUUCCGAUAUAGACUGUCCCACAUAUGAAAGGGGUAACAUGUUAGACCUCA